UGUUGUACACAAUCCGGAACRAAGUUCCGCCCUGUCCUAGCUAAGCGCCCGCUACAUCUUGUGUGCUUUCUGACAUGGAUUCAAACUUUAGCAACCACAAAAUCUGUUUGACACCAAGCAAAUAAACGAUAUUAAUCUUCAAAAGAGAGAAGCCGAACUGGUCACACAGAACUGGAGCCAGGUGUGGUGGCCAAUGAAUGCAAAGUGUCAAGAAGGUCRAACUUUACAACAAAAACGAGGGCAUCAGGAAAAGUUGUGUGAGUGUGAGCACCAUGGCUGUGGAUGGCCUGUCGGACAGCACAGAGCUGGUGGACAUGGAGGAUGUGCCGUCUCAGUUUUUUGUGGAGAAACACUCGUGGGAGGGCCUCCGAGACAUCAUCCACUGCAGCAGGAAGUACUCUGGUGUGAUUGCCAACAAGGCCCCCCACGACUUCCAGUUUGUGCAAAAAGCCGAUGAGAACGGACCCCACUCCCACCGCUUGUACUACCUCGGAAUGCCCUAUGGAAGCAGAGAGAACUCCAUACUCUACUCAGAAAUUCCCAAAAAGAAUCGUAAAGAGGCUCUUUUAGUGUUGUCAUGGAAGCAGAUGCUGGAUCACUUCCAGGCCACCCCACACCAAGGAGCCUACUCUCGAGAGGAGGAGCUGCUGAGAGAGCGGAAACGUUUGGGUGCGUUUGGCAUUACAUCAUAUGAUUACCAUGCAAAGACGGGCCUCUUCCUCUUCCAGGCCAGCAACAGUCUCUUCUAUUGCCAAGAUGGAGGCAACAAUGGCUUCAUACAGUCAGCUCCUGUAAAGCCUGUGGAGAUCAAGAGCCAGUGCUCAGGCACCCGCAUGGACCCGAAGAUCUGCCCCGGACAUCCUGACUUCAUAGCCUUCAUCAACAACAAUGACCUGUGGAUUGCCAACAUUAAAACGGGUGAAGAAAGGAGACUCACAUACUGUCACAAAGGUUUAGACAAUGUUAAAGAUGAUCCAAAAUCUGCAGGCGUAGCAACUUUUGUCAUCCAAGAGGAGUUUGAUCGUUUUACUGGUUACUGGUGGAAUCCCUCAGCAGUAGAAGGCCCUGAUGAACAUAAAACAAUGUACCUUCUGUAUGAAGAGGUGGAUGAGACAGAAGUGGAAAUUAUUCAUGUCCCAGCUCCUGCACUGGAAGAGAGGAAGGCAGAUGCUUACAGAUAUCCUCGUACAGAUUGUAAGCACACAAGAUAAAGAAUUGGUCGUCCCCUUCAGCUCAUUGUUUCCUGGAAAUGAGUACAUUGCCAGAGCAGGAUGGACCCGUGAUGGAAAAUAUGGUUGGGCAGUGCUGUUAGAUCGCAGUCAGAGGAAACUGCAGCUGGUUCUGCUGCCUCUAGCCCUCUUCAUUCCCGUCACAGAAGACCCAGCUGUGAAGCAGAAGUAUCUGGAGGCCGUGUCCAGCAGCACACAACCAUAUAUUAUCUAUGAGGAGACCACUGACAUCUGGAUCAAUGUUCAUGAUAUAUUCUAUCCCUUUAUUCAAACAACAGAAGAGGAGUUUACUUUCCUUUGGGUAAAUGAAUCUAAAACGGGUUUCAGCCACUUGUAUAAAAUAACAACACUGUUACAAGCAGGCUGCCACUGUUGGACAGAGAGCUACAGUCACCUCCAGGGUAACUUUAAAGGUGCAAUCAAGGAGGAAGUUACGCUGACCAGUGGAGAGUGGGAGGUGCUGGCAAGACACGGUUCCAAGAUCUGGGUGAAUGAAGAAACAAAGUUGGUGUACUUUCAAGGCACCAGAGACACACCGUUGGAGCACCACCUGUACGUGGUCAGCUAYGAGUCAGCCGGAGAUGUCAUCAGAUUGACCAAGCCUGGUUUCUCACACAGCUGCUUUGUUAGUCAGAACUUUGACUUUUUUGUGAGCCACUACAGCAAUGUGAGCACUCCUCCCUGUGUUCACUUAUACAAACUGAUGUGCUCAGUAGAUGACCCACUGCACAUGGUUCCUGAGUUCUGGGCUAGCUUGAUGGAGUCACCAGGUUGCCCUGGAGAUUACAAUCCACCAGAGAUUUUUGACUUUCCUGGGAAGUCUGGCUUCCAGCUGUAUGGGAUGGUGUACAAGCCUCACAACCUGCAGCCUGGCUGGAAACACCCCACUGUUCUCUUUGUUUACGGAGGUCCACAGGURCAGCUGGUAAACAACUCCUUUAAGGGAAUGAAGUACCUACGACUCAACACUCUGGCCUCUCUUGGAUACGCUGUGGUCAUCAUUGAUGGGAGGGGCUCCUGUCAGAGGGGACUUGAAUUCGAGGGAGCACUAAAAAACAAAAUG
Austrofundulus limnaeus is the source of this 2292-nucleotide messenger RNA. Its product is annotated as dipeptidyl peptidase 9. The record is from RefSeq and is a predicted model, not a curated record. Gene Ontology annotation, biological process: proteolysis. Gene Ontology annotation, molecular function: serine-type peptidase activity; dipeptidyl-peptidase activity. Lineage: Eukaryota; Metazoa; Chordata; Actinopteri; Cyprinodontiformes; Rivulidae.